AUGUGGGAUAAUGCUGCCCCGACUGUUUGCAUUGAUACUGUUGCCAUUGAUGGCAGACUUUUUGCCAGCAGGGGCCGCAUUUGUGUUGAUAGAAUUGCACUACUCAUCAUUGCUGACCUGCCUCUGCAAUCGGAAGUCGACAUCUACGUCGGUGAUUCCCGAGAACCUUUCCCAGAGGGUCUGAGUCGGGACCUGGAACAUGGAGAUGUCAUUGCGUUUGUGCCGCGGCACUGUCCUCCUCCAUGUAGGGGGUCACUCAGAGAUAGAUUGCAGGACGCGGAACAGUGGUUUGCACCUUCCUAUCAGCCUCCUACAGUGCAGGCAGACACAUAUGGUCUUGUGCAUGCCAGCCAGUGCAUUCUCCAUUCGGUCGGCAACGAGUCUCCUAUGCAGUACCGCCGGGGAGUCGCAGCCUGCAUCGGCACUGACGCGGCGAGACUGCGUCUGUUCCCAGCCAGGCCAGCCAUUACAGAUGCAGCCAUCCUCGGCCAUCCAGUCCUCACUGUGGUUGGAGUUGCGGAAUUGGGCGGGGAGUUCACCCGUUCUUCUUUCUGCGUCUUGUUGGAUGCCCGACCUCUUGGUCAGGCUUGGCAUGAACUCUAUGUACACACCGGCCGUCUUGAGUGCAAAGCCUUCUGCAGGGACCUCGACAGGCACGCCCCUGCGGGAUGGCGCACAAUCCUAGCAGGCAUCCCUAGCCAUCUUGAUAGUGUCGCGGUUUCCCCUGGUUGCACCCUCGUAGCUGAAUACAUUCCUGCCAGUCACCAUCGUAGCAUGCAGCUUGUUGCUACACCAGGACCCAUCUCUCAAAUGCCGUCAGGCACAGAUCCUGGAUCUGGGGAGAUAGAGCCAGCAAACGGGGCAACUGCAACAAAUGCCCAUGGUGAAUUGCCCACUGAGGAGUAUGAGGCCAGCCGGCUUCCCCCGUCACAGUCAGAGGCAACUGAGACGGCAGCCACUGUGCAAACGGCCAGUGCCACCAGCGGCUUCAUGAGUUGCAUUUUCCUGAUCUGUGGGCAAAAUUACUGCCCAGAGGUUGUUGAGGUAAGGUUGCAGGUUGGCACAAGCGUCCAAGACGCCCUGAACGCUGUUAAUGCUGCCAGAUCUCCUGAUCUUCGCUGCUACUUGCCAGGACUCUACGCGGUGCAUCCACGGUCGCUCGCGGGCAUCGCUGUGUUGGUUGCGGCACCACUUUGGCCGGUUCCAGGGGCAUUAGUUGUGUUAGAUAGUACAAGAGUGAAUGGUCAGGUUUGUGUCCAGCAUUUACCGGGCAUCCUGCGAGGCGCGGGUGUCUUUACAGCAGCAGACAUCCCUUCAACCCACACAGACCUCUAUGUUCAGGAUGUCCCGUGGCCCGUCCCCCCUGACAUGCAAUUCGCAGCCAAUCAUGGAGAUGCUGUUCUCCUUGUUCCCAGAGAUAAUCCACAUUUUGCCACCACUGAUAUUGCCUCAAUGCUGCAAGACGCCAACAGCUGGAAUACCCAGUGGACACCAGCUGUGCAAUUCGCUGAGCGGGCUUGGAUCAUUGCACAGGAGAACACCUUUCUCCACCAGAUUCCUGCAGGACGUAGAGCUUCAGUCAGACAAGAUGUUGCCGAAGUUUUGCAUGUCCCAGCACACACCAUCAGGCUCUUUGCGACUGAUCCUCCCAUUGUCAAUUAUGCUGACAGGGGACUUCCAACACAACAUGUCCUUGCCGUGACAGAAUCGGAUAGGGCCAGGGGUUCUGCCAACAGACCCUUUGCCUGCAUUGUUGAUUGUCGUCCCCUCCUCCUGCGACUUCAUGCUUUCUACUCCGAAGAGCCCGUGCUUUCUCUGCAACGCCUACAGCACCUCUUGCAGCGGUGUCCUGUUGGAUUUGUAGCUUGCUACCUCGGAGACGACGGCAUAUUUCGACCGGUCCAGCAUGACCUUUCCUUCACUGACCGUGGAGUCCUCACUUUAGCCUUUCUCCCUGGGGCAGCCUUAAUCUCGGACCCGAGUGGACAGAACGACUCCCAGGCCCCUUCCGGGGACGGAUCCACAAGCUCACGACAACACUCUGACUCAGAGCCUACCGAGACGGUGUCACAAGAAGGCACCAGUGCUUCUGCUGCCGGGUCUACAGGAUACGAUGCAGGUACGGGCCCACUGCAGACCUUGCUUGAAGAAAGUAGAGAGGUACAGAAGGACCAGCCCCUCUUUGAAGCCUGGACACUAAUUGAAACCCUGCAGGAGCACCUUGCAGCUCAAUCGCCCCCCUCUGGAGUCAGGGGACUCCCCACCACCGGUGCCAACCAAGCUGGCUGCCGCCGACCUCAUGACAGCAUUGUCCGACUCGAGGAUCACCUGCCUCAGGGUCACCGCAUCGAUCUUACUGCAGUUGCUCUCGGGUGUGGCCGCACCCUUGAUGAAGUCAUCUCCGUUCUCAACGCCAACUGGCAACUUGACCCUCAUUUGCCUGCCCAUCUUGACCUGCACCCUGCUACCGUUGCAGCAUUUGCGGCACAUGCGACACCGUCGGGCCACUGGGACCUGCCCUAUGGCUAUGACAUCUUUACUGAUGGUUCCUACGAUGGGAGCACCAGCAGCUGGGCCUUCGUUGUCAUUGCGCGGGGUUGUCGGGGACAAACAGAUGGAGACUUCCAGGUCCGCCAUGCUGAUGUGUUGGCAGUAGCUUGCAGGGCAAUUGCCAUGGCAGCUGACGCGAGCGGCAGCCAUGGAGUCGAACUCUGGCUGGCACGAGAUGUCCCCUUUGCAUGGAUUGGCAAUACGUUUUGUCGACUCAAGCUCAAAUUUGUCAUUGCGGUUGUGCAUGCACCCACUGCCCAUGAUGAACAGAGGGAGAGAUGGUGGAAGCAACUGCGUGACCGUGUGGUCACAGUUGCACGCGGGGACCCUGUGCUGCUACUCGGCGAUUUGAACGCCAGGUUCCUACGUCCACUUUCGGGACGUGUCGGCGACAAAUUGUGGGAGAAGGGGCCUGCUCCUCCGGUGAAUCUGUUACGGUUGCUACAAGACAUCGAUGCUUGGGUACCGUCCACAUAUGAGGUCUGUCAUCCUGGUGAAGAUUACACGUGGCUCUCACCCGGGAGUGGUUCUGCUUCACGCAUAGACUUCAUCAUCCCUCCCACAAGUUGGGGAGUCUCGGCGGGAAGCUCUGCAGUGCUGCAUGAGGUUGACUUCGGCCAGGCCGGUGCAGAUCAUUUUGCAGUUGUGCUUGAUGUGCAGGCAUGCAUUCAGUUCCGGAGAGGUGUGCAGGCACUUCCCAUGAUCCGUCUCGAGAAUGGCGAAUUUGCCGCCGACAAAACUGAGGCUGACUUGCGAUGGCUAAGGCACUUCAGUGCAAUCGAGGAUGGGCAGCCAGUCGACACGCAGCAGCACAUCCAGUCCUGUCUUGCAAGACAACAGGCCUUCGACCCUGACGAUGUCUGUCUGGAUAGGAGCGACUUGCCCACCCGUGUCGAUCUAGAGCGCAGCAUGCGCAUGGCGCAAUGUGGCAAAGCGAUUGGAAAUGACGGCAUUGCGCCCGAUCUGCUCCAUUUGAAAACUCCGUCACUCUCGCGCACAGUUUAUCAAAUUUUCUUGAAGGUCGCCUACAGACUCCAAGAACCCAUUGCCUGGAAGGGGGGGACCCUCCAUUCCAUCUGGAAAGGUCGCCGUGACCAGGCUGAUUGCGCGAACUACCGAGCUAUCCUUGUCAGCAGCUCUGUAGGUAAGGCAGUGCACGGCAUGUUCAGGUCUAAGUGUUCCGACUACCUUGAUACGGCGUGCACGCCAAUGCAGAUUGGCGGCAGAAAAGGCCAACCAGUCCAGAUUGCCACGCAUGCCAUUCGAGCAUUCCAGAAGGCCUGCGUCGACAGGAAACGGUCUUGGGCCAUCCUGUUCGUCGACCUUAGAGAAGCGUUCCAUAGGGUCGUCCGCCCACUGAUACACGGAGGUAGCCUUAGUGAUGAACACCUUGCGGGAAUCAUUAAAGAAAUAGGCCUCCCCACGCAAUCAAUCCACAGACUCUAUGAGUAUGCCAGGGAACAGUCCUUGAUCCAGGAAGCCGGCGCUUCCACAUGGACUUCUCAAGUCAUGCGGGAAUUCAUGGAGGAUUCCUGGGUCACUUACGGAGAUUGUCCACAACUGGCCUCCGUUCGAGCCGGAACCCGACCGGGCGACAACUUGGCGGAUCUUGUUUUCACUUUCCUCUUCGCGGAAAUUCUGCAUCGAGUGCGCGAGCAAUUCCAACGGAGAGGUUUGUCGGUACACAUUCCCUGGAACCCUGAGUGGCUUUGCCGCAAGAAGUCAACGGCGGCGGCUGCCACAUGUUCUCCAGUUGACGCCACCUGGAUGGAUGACCUCGCUGUCAUCCUGACAGAUGCCACCGCACAGGGACUUUUGGCGAAACUAAAAGCUGCCACCUGCGUGACUCUAGAAGAAUGCUUAAAGGCAGCCCUGCUCCCAAACCUCCGUGCCGGCAAGACUGAGGCACUGGUUGCCUUGUAUGGACCGGGCUCCAAUACACUAGCAAAGGAAGUCUUCAGAGGAAAGCUUCCUCAGCUGCCCCUGGAUUCCUCCCUAUGGCCGGAAGCUAGUUUGGGUUUAGUCCCGUCCUAUAAGCACCUAGGUGGCAUCCUGCAUGCAAAGGGUGGCUUGCAGGCUGAGAUCAAGACCCGCUUAGGAUGUGCUUGGCAGGCAUUCAACAAGCAUCGUCGACAAGUCUUUGCUUCUCCCAUAGUGAGGAUUGCCGAAAAAGCCAUCCUGUUUACCUCACUCAUAGAGUCGACCCUGUACUACGGUGCAGGGACAUGGUCAGGCCUACGACCGGCAGACAUUGCCCGACUACAAAGUCACGUUGUUAACAUGGCACGCAGUAUGCUCUCGAACGGUCGAAAAGAGGCUGACCUUUGCCACGACAGUCACCACAGCAUCCUUGCUGCGGCUCGAAUCCCUACUGUAUCCACUUCACUCCAUGUGGAGCGGCUUCGUCACUUCAAAGCCACUGUUCUCAAAGCCACGGAUGAACUUUGGUCUCUCCUCCACCACGAAGCUGCUUGGAUUGACACUGUCCAAGACUCUUUAGGAUGGCUUCAGGAGCGGCACAGAUGUUGCUGUUCUGACUCCCCACCCUGGGCUGAUUGGGACUUUGCUGUGGGCUUCAUCCGGACCUCACCUGAGGCCUGGAAGAGAACUGUGAAUCGGGCCAAAUACAUCGCUACUCUGGAAGAACUCUGGCAAGCUGAACUGAAUAAGUUUAAAGGCCUUGCAUUUCGAGCAUUCCUGAAGGCUGGAGCCUGUCUACCUUCUAAUCUGCCACCUAGGCAGAGUGCUCAUGAGGUUUGCGAGAUCUGCGGUGUCGUUUUUGAUGACCUUCGUGCAUGGUCUCACCAUGCUUUUAAAAGGCAUGGGCGCCUCAAUCCAGUGCGACGUUUAGCACAAGGCACCCAAUGUGCUGUGUGCUUGGCUCACUUCCGUUCCAACAAAGGCUUAUGCAAUCACCUCGAAUAUGCCCGUAGAUGUCGACACGCCCUCAUCAAUCAGGGCUUUGAUUGUAUUGCUGAGCCUGGCACAGGGAGUAGGAAAUUCGACAGUGGCGCCCGAGUGCUGCUUCCUUCUGUGAGGGCGCAGGGUCCACUCCUUCAAUGGAACCAUGCCCCUGCCAUUGAUGAGCAGCAUCUCCCCUCUGAGCGGAUCCUGCGCGACUUGGAGGCCCUUUUCUGUCAUGAUGUCGGCACCUGUGUGGAUUGGUCUGCCUUUGUCGAUAGGCUUCAGUCCAUCUUCAAGGGCGAGUGCCUCCAACAGUCCAGACUCAAAGCCACUGCUGAGCAAUGGACCCAGCAGUUACAUCACACGUUAGACCAGGAUGACGACUGGAAUGUCCAAUGGGUUUCGUGGCACCUUCGGGCCGCACGUCUACUUCAGGAAGUCGACUUUGUCGAGUGGCUUGGCAAUGAGGGCUGCACGCCAUCCCUUGUUACUUCCACGUUUCGUGAUGCAGAGACCCUUACUCCAUGGUUGGACUUUUCUGGUGUCAUCAUCCCCACAGUUCCUGCACCUGUGCAAUUUGGUUUCUGCUUUUCUGCUGGUGCACCCAAGCCUCAGUGGCUUCACUGCCCUGCCGGGACAGACAAGGAGUGUUUUGCUUGCACGGAUUGGGCUGAUGCCGCAGGUGAAGACAAAUUGGUUUUCCUGUCCGGGGCCGGCCUCCGUGGCUCCUUCUCACUCCCCUUCCCACUCCGGUCCUUUGCUUCCAUUCCGGACCAAUUGACUCAACUCCGUCUCCUCUCUGACCUUGUCAGGGGAGCCUUCUUCCUUUGGACGAGGAAGGUGCCCACCUGCUUGUUUCUUCGCAAGAUCUCCUGCUCUACAGUUGAGGUCGUUCGUCGUGUAGCCCCCUUCUGCGUGCACAGGGCAGAAGGUGAGCUGCUGGCGAAUUUUUGCCUAGAGAGUUGCCCUUUCUUUCGUUUCACCUCAAAUUAA
Molecule: messenger RNA, 6447 nt
Organism: Symbiodinium sp. CCMP2592
Lineage: Eukaryota; Dinophyceae; Suessiales; Symbiodiniaceae
Source: the annotation of a GenBank genome assembly